Messenger RNA from Misgurnus anguillicaudatus (oriental weatherfish), 694 nucleotides. It is a transcript of the gene gtf2h5, whose product is annotated as general transcription factor IIH, polypeptide 5. The record is from RefSeq and is a predicted model, not a curated record. NCBI's taxonomy places the organism in Eukaryota, Metazoa, Chordata, Actinopteri, Cypriniformes, Cobitidae. Gene Ontology annotation, biological process: nucleotide-excision repair, preincision complex assembly; transcription by RNA polymerase II; nucleotide-excision repair. Gene Ontology annotation, cellular component: transcription factor TFIIH core complex; transcription factor TFIIH holo complex.
UUACUUAGCUUAGCCUUGUUUACUGUAGCAUUGUAACAAAGUGGAGUUUGACACGAUUAAAUCAGUAUACGAAGGUUUUAACUGAACUGUUAACGUACCACCUUCAAAAUGGUCAAUGUCUUAAAAGGAGUUCUCAUUGAAUGCGAUCCAGCUAUGAAGCAGUUUCUUCUGUAUCUGGACGAGACGUCAGCGCUGGGUAAGAAGUUUAUCAUCCAGGAUUUGGACGACACGCAUGUUUUCAUCCUGGCUGAAGUUGUGCAGAUUCUUCAGGAGCGUGUAGGAGAACUGAUGGACCAGAAUUCAUUCCCCAUCACCCAGAAAUAAAUGUCUGACAGCAACCCUUACAAUCUGUGAAAGAGUGUGGAGAUUGAUUGUCUAUUUAUUGGCCAACAAAACAAAGACGCACUCUUCUCUGUUUAGUUGGCUGCGUGAUCUGAGUCACUUCUGUUAUGUUUUCAUAAAGAUGAUUGACUGAAUAUCAAAUGUUUUAAAUACAAGUAUUUAGUCAUUGAUGUGUUAUGAUGUUUGAUUAAACCGUUUGUGCAAGAAGAAUGCCAUCAGAUAUUUUUUUAGUUGGCAAAAUUGUAUAUAAAGGCAUAUUGUAUGUAAAGAAUGGCAAAGUGGUUGGUGGCAGUUUAAAUAAUAUACAAGCGUAAGAGCGUUUGUAAAUGUCAAAUAAAACAUUGAAAAGAAA